CGCAGUGGUUGGGGCCGGCGGCGGCCGCCGCGGCGGCGGGGUCAGUUCUCUUUAGUGUUUGCCGAUGUUGGAGGCGUCUCCAAAGUGUCCCCGGGAAGCAGUGACAGGCAAUGGCACAAGUUAAAAUGCAGACUACAGCAAACCUGUCUGGACCCACCAUGGCCCCUGUGGUGCUACCCCUGCCAGUUACAACUACAAAUACACUGAGUCUGCCAUCCUCAAUGAAUGGAUCCAUUUCAGAAUCAGCUGCCAGCUGUAGCAGUCCUACUGCCAGCCUUGUGGAUCCUGCGUCUUUGAACAACUCACCAGCUCCUCUCCAAGAUAACAUGGCAAACCCCAAAGAGAAAACUCCAAUGUGUCUGGUAAAUGAGUUAGCCCGUUUCAAUAGAAUUCAACCCCAGUAUAAGCUUCUGAAUGAAAGAGGGCCUGCUCAUGCCAAGAUGUUCACAGUGCAGCUGACUCUUGGAGAACAGACAUGGGAAGCUGAAGGAAGCAGUAUUAAAAAGGCCCAACAUGCUGCUGCUAGCAAAGCGUUGAAUGAAACUACCCUUCCCAAACCAACGCCUAGACCACCCAAAAACAAUGUAAACAAUAAUCCAGGCAGUAUAACACCAACUGUGGAGCUGAAUGGUUUGGCGAUGAAAAGAGGAGAGCCUGCCAUCUACAGGCCAUUAGAUCCAAAGCCAAUUCCCAAUUACAGAGCAAAUUAUAAUUUCCGGGGCAUGUACAAUCAGAGGUAUCACUGCCCAGUGCCUAAAAUUUUCUAUGUCCAGUUAACUGUUGGCAACAGUGAGUUUUUUGGUGAAGGAAAGACUCGUCAAGCUGCUAGACAUAAUGCUGCAAUGAAGGCCCUUCAAGCUCUUCAAAAUGAGCCUAUUCCAGAAAAAUUACCUCAGAAUGGAGAAACAGGAAAAGAAUCCGAAGAAGAUAAAGAUGCAAACAAAUCUGAGAUCAGCGUAGUGUUUGAAAUUGCUUUGAAGCGCAAUAUACCUGUCACUUUCGAGGUGAUUAAAGAAAGUGGACCUCCUCACAUGAAGAGCUUUGUUACGCGAGUUACAGUAGGAGAAUUCACUGCAGAAGGAGAAGGCAACAGUAAGAAACUCUCAAAGAAACGUGCUGCAAUGGCUGUCCUACAAGAACUUAAGAAACUUCCUCCUCUUCCUGUAAUUGAAAAGCCAAAACUUUACUUUAAAAAGCGUCCAAAAACAAUAUUGAAGACUGGACCAGAAUACGGUCAAGGAAUGAAUCCCAUCAGUCGUUUGGCUCAGAUCCAACAGGCCAAAAAGGAGAAGGAGCCAGAGUAUGUUCUUCUUUCAGAGAGAGGAAUGCCUCGCCGUCGAGAAUUUGUUAUGCAGGUAAAAGUAGGCAAUGACAUUACUACUGGAACAGGCCCGAACAAGAAAAUAGCUAAAAGAAAUGCAGCAGAAGCAAUGUUGCUACAGCUGGGAUACAAAGCCUCUACUCCUCUUCAAGACCAGACAGAGAAGCUUGGAGAAAACAAAAGUUGGAAUGGCCAAAAUGUUGGGUUUCCUGAACCAACAAGUAACACACCAAAGGGAAUACUCCAUCUCUCGCCUGAUGUAUAUCAAGAGAUGGAAGCAAGCCGCAACAAAUCAGCCCCUGGUACCACUGUAAGCUAUUUAUCACCCAAAGAAAUGAGCCAGACUUCUAGCUCGUUCUUCAGCAUAUCUCCUACAACAAAUAGCACGGCCACGAUUGCCAGGGAACUUCUCAUGAAUGGAACGUCCCCAACUGCUGAAGCCAUAGGUCUAAAAGGAAUAUCUCCUGCUUCCCCCUGUUCUACAGUGCAGCCUUCAAAACAGCUGGAAUAUUUGGCAAGGAUUCAAGGCUUUCAGGUACACUACAGUGAUAGACAAAAUGGCAAAGAGUGUAUGACCUGUUUGACACUGUCUCCUGUGCAGAUGACUUUCCAAGGUAUCGGAAGCUCCAUUGAAGCCAGCCAUGACCAGGCAGCGUUAAGUGCCUUGAAACAGUUUUCAGAACAAGGACUGGAUCCAGUGGAAGGAGCUAUGAAAGUUGAGAACGGAUCACAUGAAAAACAAGUCAAGCAUCUGGGAGAGAAAGCAGACAAUAAACAGACUAACUCAGGCACCAUUGCUCAGGACUGCAAGGAUUCAAAGGCUGUCGUCUAGGAGCUUCCCAGCACCCACGGCUGCCACUGCAUCCUUAUAAACCUGUCAACACGCAAUAGGGUGUAUGUGUACAAGGAAAUGAAUGACUAAUACCAUUAUUUGAGUCUUAUGUGAAGACAACACUAUUCUAACACAAGAGAUAGUAUACAUGGUACUGUUUAUUCAACUGUGGAAAAAAAUAAAAUUGAACAUUUCCCUUAGAACUCGAGAUCAGAGCAUAACUCAAUUGCCCAGAGGCAGAAGAAGUCUGAUCGUGUUACUGGAGGUUAAAAUAACAAUGAAUUAACAAAAAGUGUUAGGGGAAAAAAAAAAAGGAAACUUUACAAUUGAUUACUAUUGAGGAAAACAAGUCAACAUUGGUUUAGUUAUACAAUUUUUUGUAGUGUAGUUUUAAGUUCAGCUUACUGUUUUUUAAAUAAUGCUUGAAUAUUUUAAAAUUAACCAAUGACAGUGCUGUGAGAAUUGUAGUUGUUGUCUUCAUAUAUAGUCAUACAGCUUAUCUUUUUAUGCAGACAUUAUGCAUUCUUCAUUCUAUAUGAAUAUGUAUGACUUUAAGAUGCACUACUCAGAGUUGUAUGCAAACAGAAGUUUAAAUCUUGACAAGUAUUUGCUUAACAUGAACAGAUGUUAGUUAUGAUCAUUUUCGAUAUACUCCAGAAAAAAAAGCAAAUAUGGUAUUUGAUUUUCCUUGCCAUAAUCAAUUAAAGAGGCGCCUUGCCUCCAAGCAACAUUUUCCCCUUCAAUUCUGCUCUCUGUUGUGUGAAGCACAUCUACACCCCAUUCUGUGUGUUGUAUCAACCCACCGUUUGCAUCAACUGAGUGUUUUUAAUCUCUGCAUUCGGACCAAGAGCAAAAGGGAGGACUGCAACGUUAUCAAGCCAAGGGUGGAAACUGUUGAUGUAAAGAUCAUUCUUUUGUGAAAGGAGUGGCAGCAGAGAUAAGACCUGUGGCUGCUCUGUACCAGCAUAUUUCUUUUAAGUGUGUGGCCAAAUGCAGUAAAACCACAUCAGUUCAUGUGUACAA
Catharus ustulatus (Swainson's thrush) is the source of this 3176-nucleotide messenger RNA. It is a transcript of the gene STAU2, whose product is annotated as staufen double-stranded RNA binding protein 2. The record is from RefSeq and is a predicted model, not a curated record. The transcript is spliced from 15 exons. NCBI's taxonomy places the organism in Eukaryota, Metazoa, Chordata, Aves, Passeriformes, Turdidae. Bases 111 to 2153 code for a protein of 680 amino acids.